AGCCAGUCAAGUUUCUGAUUCCGUGUGGGAUGGUUGAUAUUCCUGCUGUACUCCGCCAGUACGCACGCGCUACUUUUUGAAAUUAUAAUAAAUUAUUUUUCUAUUAAGCUGUUAAAAUAAGAUUUGUGCAAUAAUAAAGUUACAAUUUUUUUUUAAUAUAUAUAUAUUUUUAAUUUGUAAUUUUUCGGUUUCGCGCGCGUAGUUUAAAUAGAUGAAAAAAUAACUUUUUAUAAAAUUUAGUGUUAUGGAUUUAAUGUACUGUGACGAUAAAAUUGUUCGCCGUUUUUGUGUUUAAAACUAUGAUAAAAACUGUCAAUUGUGAUUAAGGAGGCGUGACAGAGGCUUUCCACCGGCGGGCAUCACACGCAGGCUGCAUCUUUAGUUUACUUGGAUACGCUAUCGAAAUACAACACCCGAAGAACUAACGAGAACAACAAACAUAAGUUGAAUAUGAUCUUCUAAAAUUCACUAAAAUGGAGUCUUCAGAAGACGAAUUCUACAGUAUAUGUCUUAAUCUCACUAGCGAAGAAAUCGCCAGUGUUGGUGGAUGUAACUAUAGCACGGAGUUUGAAAAUGGCGAGUUGCUUGAAAAGGUCGUAUCCAGAGUUGUACCAAUUUUCUUCGGUUUUAUCGGAAUUGUCGGACUGGUUGGCAAUGCAUUGGUUGUUCUUGUUGUGGCUGCAAAUCCUGGAAUGAGAUCGACGACAAACCUUCUGAUAAUAAAUCUAGCGGUAGCUGACUUACUCUUCGUUAUAUUCUGUGUACCUUUCACAGCUACUGAUUAUGUGAUGCCGCGAUGGCCUUUCGGCGAUUGGUGGUGUAAAGUCGUACAGUAUUUCAUCGUAGUUACUGCCCAUGCAUCCGUAUAUACCCUAGUCCUGAUGUCCUUAGACAGAUUCAUGGCUGUGGUGCAUCCCAUAGCGUCAAUGUCUAUAAGAACAGAGAAGAACGCACUUCUAGCAAUAGCCUGCAUUUGGGUUGUGAUUCUUACAACAGCGAUUCCUGUCGGAAUAUGUCAUGGCGAGAGGGAAUAUUCAUAUUUCCAUAGAAAUCAUUCUUCUUGCGUAUUUCUGGAAGAACAGGGUUACAGCAAGUUAGGAUUUCAAAUGUCCUUUUUUCUAUCAUCCUAUGUGAUUCCAUUGGCGCUAAUAAGCGUACUCUAUAUGUGUAUGCUGACGAGACUUUGGAAGAGCGCACCCGGUGGUAGAGUGUCAGCAGAAAGCAGAAGAGGGAGGAAGAAAGUGACGAGAAUGGUUGUGGUGGUCGUUGUUGUUUUUGCGGUUUGCUGGUGCCCAAUACAGAUAAUCCUGCUGGUGAAGGCGCUGGACGCGUACAAUAUAACUUACUUCACGGUCACCGCCCAGAUUGUGUCACAUGUUCUGGCGUACAUGAACAGCUGUGUCAACCCAGUGCUUUACGCUUUCCUGUCGGAGAACUUUAGGGUCGCUUUCAGAAAGGUAAUGUACUGCCCGCCGCCGUACUCCGAGGCUAUGUCAGGACGACCACAGCCAACGAAGACAACUCGAACCGGCAACGGUAACUCCUGCCACGACAUCGUUUGAGAAUCACUACGCAGUCGCACGCACAUCACAACCGAUCAAGCAACUAUGGUAUAAAUUACUACUUGUGUGCGACUCAUAAAUAAUCCCAUUUGUUAUUAUACAGCACAGUUGUCAUUUAACUUGUUAAGCCAAAUAUAACUAACAAUAUUAAAAAAAAAAAAAUUCAAUAAUGUAAAUCUAGAAAUGCUAUGUAUAAUCUAAUUGUGUAAUUUGUUCUUUAUAGUUCGUAGUUAAAUACAUAUUAUGUAAUCAAUAAUCGUUAUUUAGGUAUUAAAUAAAAAGUUUUCAUUGUGUUAUGAAUAA
Molecule: messenger RNA, 1865 nt
Organism: Nymphalis io (European peacock)
Lineage: Eukaryota; Metazoa; Arthropoda; Insecta; Lepidoptera; Nymphalidae
Gene: AstA-R1
Product: allatostatin-A receptor
Exons: 5
Coding region: 474-1562 (362 amino acids)
Biological process (GO): G protein-coupled receptor signaling pathway
Cellular component (GO): membrane
Molecular function (GO): G protein-coupled receptor activity
Source: RefSeq, a predicted model, not a curated record